CCCUCAAGCUGGCAUCAAGAGAAGAUGGAGUCACGUUUAUACUGGCAAGGAUUAAAGCCCUCAGCUGUAGCUGGUGGAUUAAAACAUGCUGACGAUCCCUCCAUCUCUGGACAACACAGAGAUGAGGAGGAAGAUCCAACUGCCAGGAAGUACCACGUCAGGACACACAAACGGCACAAGAAGAAGGACAGGCAGUAUUGGGUUGGACGUAAUCCGCUUUUCUACCAGGUGCUGAGCCCUGUGAAAGUGGAGCGAAGGUCCAGAUCUGCCCAGGGUCUAAACAGGGACGUGGAUUUUCUCUCUGACCCGUUGGUUCAGAGCCACCCCGCUGUGAGCAGCAGACGAGGAGCCACGGCUGAAGAGAAGCAUUCCUCCAUCGGCGGCCACCUCCUGCUCAUGCCUGACACCAGAGAGGAGGAAGACUCCAUGCUCCUCCAUAAACCUGUGAGACCCCGAAGUGCGGACCUUGCGCCAGUACUAAAAGACCUGGAAACCAAUGCUGAUCAUCACCAGCAGUUGAUGGAGGCACACAAAGGCCUGAAGACAUUCAUGGCCCACGUGGAGAGAGCUCUGAGGAGGGACUGCAGCCUGCCCCAGCUCAAGCAGGCGUGUGCCAAGAUGGUCAAAAAGACCAGGCUGCUUCUAAAGGUGCUCCAAGGGAGGCAAGAGAACCAGGAAGCCUAUGAUCCAAUAGAGCAGUGUCGUCAACAAGAGAACAUGAUCAUUCACAUGGCCUUGGGGAAGGACAAGGGGCUCACAGGGAAGAAGCGCUCCCGACAGAGUGAACUUGACUCCCAGCCUGGCCACCCCAGGAAAUUUUUUGUGGCUGAGAAGGUUCUGUGCAAAACUGCCACAGAGAGGGAGGAAGGAUAACAAGGAGGCACAGAAUGUAGAGCAGCCUUUGCUCUACAGGGCAGAGAGCUCCUCCGAGUGUUGCCCCUGUUCCCAGGCUGUUCAUGGAGCAUCCCAGUGCUGUUCCCUGUUCAGCAAGUCUGAAUUGCCAUGGAUUCAACGCAUCAGGGAUGCCUAUGAAUCCCAGAGAUAAGCAUCCCGGGAAGAGGCAUAGUGUGAAGAACAAAGGUAGAAGACUUUCAAGACGUUAAUGGGAUGCCACAAUUGUUCACCUCCCAUUUAGCUGAGGCCCUCCUUGGAUGCUGCUUUGUUUGCUGUUUUUAUUUCUUUAGAUGCUUUUUCCUUGACUGUUAUUUCUUGCUGUCACUGCUGAGGGAAGGCCAGAGGGUGCUGCAGGCAAGCACAAGCUCUGGGACACCCAGAGAAGGCAUCAGUAUCUCAGGGUUUUCCUCAUCCCUUGUCACAAUGUUUUCCCCUGCAUUCAAUAAAAAACAAGUUGGUUCUCGUUC
This is a messenger RNA of Passer domesticus (house sparrow), 1361 nucleotides long. RefSeq lists its product as uncharacterized. Bases 25 to 873 code for a protein of 282 amino acids. The record is from RefSeq and is a predicted model, not a curated record. NCBI's taxonomy places the organism in Eukaryota, Metazoa, Chordata, Aves, Passeriformes, Passeridae. The transcript is spliced from 3 exons.